CAUAACACUGGCAGGUUCAAUAGGUGACGCGUAAAAUCAAUUACUUUUUUACUCUAUUGUGGUGUUGAAAUUUUAAAUUAGGAACGCGAUCUGUUUUCAUAACACGCUUCGUUGCAUUUCCUCCGGCCAUUGGCAAGGAUAACCAGCUGUUAAUCGACACGGUGAUUUAGUAAUGCAUAGCAAUGACGAUUAGAUUACGACACUGGCUAAACUGGGUCCUGUUGGGCUCGGUCAGUUCAUAAUAGACACCCCAAGAAGGUCGGCGUAUCAAUAAAAAAUAUCGGAAAGUAAGACUGCCGUAUAGUUCGCAAUUCAAACUGACCGAGCUGUCAAACUUUGAUAUAGAACUUUUCACGAAGCAGGCAUACAAAAAAGUAGAAAUCUUUUUAGAGUUGGCAGUGUUAAAAUCGAGAAAUGGAGAUAGUGAAAAUUUGUUACGCGUGGAUUUUUAUUUCGUUCUUGGUGUUGCAAUGUGUGAUGGUUGGCACGGAGCAAAGUUCGUUCGAGUUGCCAGUACAACUCGUUGGAUUUCCUUUUAUUAUAAUGGCAGUGAGAGUGACCAACUUCUUCAAGAAGCUAUCUUACGCCUUAAGCCCAGCGACAUACAGAUCAAGAUCACGCCGCCACUUGACGUAUGAGGGCGAUUCAGAGCCUUUCGACGCUCAAGAAGUGGAAAAGUACAUCGUGGGUGAGUUCGGGACGAGGGCCUGCGUGUUUGAACGUGUUUGUGUGGACUACGCCAAAAGAGCACAGACCCAACCGAAGCCACAAAUGAAUUGGCCUGAAGUUUUUCGCCAAUAUAAGAGGUCAUCUGAUCAAGCAAAAGAACUCUACCUUCUCAGCGUGUUUCUUGGAGAUAUUGUGGGAUCCUCACAGCUGUGCCAUCAGCUCGCCAAGCGACGUGCAUGUGACGACACUUUGCUAACAUAAUCUAUAUCUUACUUACAAGUAAUUAGAAUAAAAUUCGUCUGCUUCAAUCAUUGACAUAUCAGCAAGGAAAAAAAUUCAAUCAAUCAACUGAGGUGUGUUGCCGUGACGUAUUGAAUGCUCAUUGGUCAAUCAAUGAUAUCAUUGUAGCGUUAUUGGUCAGGUAAUAAAUCACAACAAAUCAUAAGCCAUAGCUAUUGGCUACUAGUGGAUUUUUAUUAAUGCACGGCAACAUUAUCUCUGGACCUCGCUGGAACGUGAAGCCCUUUCCCUUUUCAGCCCGUCGCGCUCAUCCUGUUGCGUUAGUACGGUUUGCAGAUUCAUUACCGUUAGGUAAAUAUGAUAUUUUCCUGCUAUCUUUUUUUUUCUUUAUGAAGCUUUCGUUGUUACGUUUUGACUUUUGUUGUUAAUAGUUCUGUAGUUUCUGUUGCUGUGUCGCUAUAAUAGUAUUGCCAGAAAAAUAAAUACUUUUUUACUUAACCCAGAUUGCUUUGCACACCGUAAUAAGGUGACGCUGUGACGUCAUAGACGUGAUGGUCCAGAGAUAAUAUAACCGGGCUUAUAAGUAGAUUUAUGUUCGUAAUUUGAAAGCUUUUGCCUUUUAUCAGGUAUCUAUGGGUUAUCAGGUCGGUAGGUUUGAAGCUGAUAGAUUAUUUUGUGUAAAAAUUAAGGUGUAUGGAAUUAGGAUUUACGUGUAGAUAUAUUUUAUUGUAUAAUAUAGCGUUUUAACAUUUGCUUAAGAGAAAAUGUUACCACAUCAAAACAUAUUGUGAUUUACUAAUUUUAAGGUUCUAUAUUGUUGUAAGUAGUUUAAGUAUGUUGUAGCUACGGAGAUAAGUUGUUUGUAAGGGGAAAAGAUGGAAAGUAUGUUAUUAAUGAAAUUUGUCUGCAAAUAUCUUUCUUGGCGUUAUUUUUAGGCAAUGUUACACGAAAAUAGAAUGUUCAUUUUAAUAUUUAAAAAAAAUUAAAACACUUUUAUAUCAUAACUUUUACUGAUUAUAUUUACAAAGACUUCCCAUUAAGGAGUUAAGUACACUUGAGGUGGGAAUUCCCCUCUAUUUGUAGUGCAAUUUCAAGUUUAAUUAUUUUAAGGUUGUUAAUUACAUUCACUAAUAAGCCAGACAGUUAUACCCACUUUUAUGACGGGUUCAUGUAUGAUAUCGCCGUUUUGUACUGAGAUAUUCAGACUAUUUUUGUAAGGUAUAAUAUACCAAUUUACCCUCUUAACGGAUACAUUUCUGCAUCGUUAGCUUCACACCAGAACUUGUAUUCAAAAAUUACUCUUUUUUUCAAUAUUUUCAUCAAGUUAUUUUUAAAGCCGAAUAAAAAAACAAUUGAAUAAACAGGAAUUAAAUACUACGUAAUAAGAGGCGGGCUGCCUAUGUAAAAAUGAAAUUUUGUUUACUAUGAAACGUGCAGUGAUUUGACACUACUUUGAAAUAGUACUAAUUAAAGUAUGGCGAUUGGAGACGAAGUAUAAUCCGGCUAAGUUUGAAAGCGAACAGUUGUUUAAAACAUAGUGGAUUUCGGCUAUCUCAAUUUUUUACAAGAUUAUAGCCGUCAUCUGUCAAUCUAUCAAUGGACUGCACGUUUCAUACAAUCGAGUCAAUCGCUCAUUUGUUAGAACUUCAGACAUUCCGAUGACGUACACUUUUAAAAUCUAGAAUGUUCUAGCUGUCUAUGGAAAAAGUUUCAUUUAUUAAUCAUGCACCAAGUAGGUUUUAUUUACAAAUCGGUAAUUUCAUACUUAAACCACUAUUAUUUAUGUUUGCUCUACAUCUAAGCUAGAUAAUAAUAAUAUGGAUAGCGCGCAUUAAAGUGACCUAUUCUAUUUUAAUAAAGAUAUUAUAUUACUUCCUGUAAGUCCAUAUCAAUGAAAUUUGAUACAAUUGCACAAUUUUAAGGUUAUUCAUAUGGGUGAGAGUAGUUUUCUUGAACAAAUUGAUUGAGCAAAUAUAUGUGUGUGUUGGUUGGAAAAUCUCGACCUACGCUCUUAAUGCAUAGGCGAUAUUUUCCAACAAAACUAUCAAAAUUUACUUCAUCAAUUUGCAAAACUUUUUAAUGCAUAAAAAAUAUAGUUUACAUUUAAAGUUUUUACUAAUUUGUAAGUGUUUUAUAUAUAAUUGUUCUUUUUUUAAUUCGGUAACUUCAUUUAGAAUCCGUGAAUUCUUUCUAAUAGCUGCCAAGAAACGAAUUUAUAAAAUUGUUAUUUUAUUUUCUUAUCAUGAUUUGUUAUAAGCUAAUAAUGUGUAUUUUUUUCAAAAAAAAUCAUUUUAGAAUUUAAGUUGGUGUCAAGUUAACCACAGAAAUCGUAACAAGGAGGUAGUUAAUAUUAGUUAAUUUAAUUCAAGGGUUUUAAAAUAUAAACAAUGUUCCAGUUGG
Messenger RNA from Leptidea sinapis, 3309 nucleotides. RefSeq lists its product as uncharacterized. The record is from RefSeq and is a predicted model, not a curated record. The transcript is spliced from 3 exons. NCBI's taxonomy places the organism in Eukaryota, Metazoa, Arthropoda, Insecta, Lepidoptera, Pieridae. Bases 415 to 930 code for a protein of 171 amino acids.